Messenger RNA from Encephalitozoon intestinalis ATCC 50506, 1473 nucleotides. Its product is annotated as putative vacuolar protein sorting-associated Sec1-like protein. Gene Ontology annotation, biological process: vesicle-mediated transport; intracellular protein transport. Bases 1 to 1473 code for a protein of 490 amino acids. The record is from RefSeq and is a predicted model, not a curated record. Lineage: Eukaryota; Fungi; Microsporidia; Unikaryonidae. The transcript has a single exon.
AUGCACGAUGAUCUACUCAGCAAAAAGAUUGAUGAGAUAUUGGAAAUGGGAGAGGGUGUUAAGGCCCUCUUAUUUGAUGAAGACACCAAGAUAAUCCUUAGUAACAUAAUUCCUCAUUCAAGAUUUCUCGAGAACGAUUACUUCCUAUUUGAUAAUAUAAUGAACAAAAGAAGGGAAAAGAUUCAAGGUAUUACCUGCAUGGCAGUAAUACGGCCUGAGAGUAUAAGAUGGCUGAUAGAAGAGGUGGCAAAUCCAUUCUAUGAGAGAUAUAUUGUUCUAUUUACGAAUCAGAUGGAUUCCUUGAUGCUGGAAAUACUGGCUACGAGCGAUAUAUAUUGUGUUAUCUCCGAAGUUCAUGAAAUAUAUAUUGACUUCUUUAGACAAGAUGAUUUUCUGUAUACCUUCCACAGAGCAAAGACAAGUAAUCAAGUAUCCCCUUCCAUAAGAAAAAGAACUUUGGAUGGUCUUUUUUCCCUUAUCAUGAAUCUAGGAGGAGUCCCAGCAAUUAAGGUUCAAGUGGGAGACAAGUUGCUGCUAGAAGAUGCAGAUUCACUGAACACCAGGCUUAUGAGUCUUGGGAGCAAGCAAGGAGGGACUCUCAUAAUCCUAGACAGAACUUUCGAUAUAUAUACUCCGUUGUUAUAUGAAUGGAGGUAUCAAUCUCUACUUUAUGAACAUGCAGAUUAUGAGAACGGUGUUGUUCAAAUAGGAAAGAAAAGUUAUUCGGUAGUGGAUGAUUCAUUUUUCAAUGCUUCUAAAUUUAAGGACAUAUAUGAAGUUUCGGAAGAUAUCAAAGGCUUAAUCAAAAAGGCCGAGUUUAAGAAGAAGAAGCUUCAUGACUUUGUCUUCGAUGAUCUGGAAGAAAACACUAAGAUUUCCCGGCAGCUAGAGGCACACCUUUCUCAGCAUGGCUAUGUGAUGAGAGCAUGCCUCAGGCUUAAGGACCUAAGCGAAACCGAGAUGAACAUCUUAAAAAACAACAGGACUAGUAAAGAAGAGGUUGGCGAGUACCUUACAAGAAAGGAUAUUUCUAUUAUGGAGCGGAGUAAAUUGCUUAUAAUAUACUCGCUCCGAAACAAAAGAAAUCCCAAUGACGAAGCUAAGAAAUAUCCAGACCUUAUAGAAGAAGUGGAGUCGUUUACAAGAAGAUAUUCUAUUGGAGCUUCCAUACCAAGAUGCUAUGGAUACAGAUUUCACGAUGGUAUUGAUGUUAAGCUAGGAUAUCAGCCUGCAAUCAAAAGAAUUGCUCGCCACUGGUGGACAAGUAGGCUUGAUGAUAGAUACUUCUUAGAGAUAAGAGAAUCGGAGAAUCCAAUGGACUACAUGAUAGUAUAUGUCCGGGGAGGAGUAACCUACUCGGAAUACAGGGCUUUGUAUGAGUAUUAUAAUACAGAAAUGAAAGGGAAGUCUAGAAUUUAUGUUACGGGAGACUCGAUGAUAUCUUAUAAGGACAUUAUGAAGACCACUAGUUAG